This is a messenger RNA of Psilocybe cubensis, 900 nucleotides long. RefSeq lists its product as uncharacterized. The record is from RefSeq and is a predicted model, not a curated record. The transcript has 8 exons. NCBI's taxonomy places the organism in Eukaryota, Fungi, Basidiomycota, Agaricomycetes, Agaricales, Agrocybaceae. The coding region runs from base 1 to 900 and encodes 299 amino acids.
AUGUCACACACAAAGCCUAUACCCACCUUAAUCAAGAAGCUUACGUCGAAAAAAUCUGUCAAGGAUGCCUCCUCUCUACUUAGAACCAUCGAUCUCUGUAUUACAGCUAUCAAUGCAGUGGAGUCAAACCGAGAGUUGGCAGACCAAAAAAUCCUUGAGUUUCAGAUGCUUCAAAAAUCCAUCACCGAGCACAUUAACACUCUGUCAAAAAAGAUCAGGCCAGCCCAGGUCAAAGACUAUGCAAACAAAUACAACAGACUCCUGACGAAUUAUGGUGAAAGAACUGUGACGAAGAAAGACAUUAUCCUUACGGCCAUUGGGCACCUAUGGUUUGGUCCCGGACAACUCAUCUUGCCGGACUCUAGUACCCCUUCCGUAGACGAAUCCGCCAGAGAAGAGGUUGAGGAUAUGGUUGUUGAUGCGCUAUUAAGGAGUGAACCAUGUGACAAUUCGUCUGAAGGAUCUGGAGAGGUGGGUCAACUAGUGUCAAAUGCUACCUAUCUCCAUGCGAUCUGUUGGUAUGGAGUAAGCUCACCGCCUUUCUUCCAGGAGGCGGACGCAAUCAUUAGACAGAGCUUAGAGUCGGUAGAGAGAUUUUCUAAUGGUUUACGCCAUCGCAUUGUCUCCUUAGAACCAUCCUCGCCAAUCUUUCUUGAGCACUUGAACAAUGCCCUCGCCGCAUUAGGGUAUGAAAGUGAGGAAUCAGGUACUCACGACAACAUUGAAAUUAGUUCUGCAAUUAGUGAGAAUUCUUCUGCUGUCGCCCGGGAAGAAUGUGAUGGCGCGCCAGCAAGAGACGGCGCUCAGAACGCCAUUGCGGACUCACAGUCUAUCAGCGAAGAGGGCAGCAUAUUUCUUCAUAUUGGCUCCUCCAUCAGCGAAACCUCUUCUCUUGGGUAG